AUGGCAUUUAGAAAAAAAAGUGAAAUAUGGAACCAUUUUGAUUUUCAAGAAGAGGAUAAUAAAGCAAAAUGCAGUUAUUGUUCUUCUUUAAUCAAUAUUUCGAAAGGGUCCACUGGAAAUCUUACGAGACAUAUGCGUACAAAGCAUGUUAGUAUUCCUAUUUAUAGGGAUAAAAAUGUUUUAGAGUCAGUACCACUUGAUAAUAAUAAUGAUAAUAAUUCCAAAUCAGAAGAGCCUAUGGAAAAUAAAAAUGAGAUGUCUAAUGCUAAUAUUCCGUCUGUUUUUAAAAUACCAAAGAGACAAGAAUAUAUGGACAAAUUCGUAAUGAAUGUUAAACCUGUAUCUAUUAAUAGAUCUAAGCAAUUUGAUGAGCAGUUGUUACGUAUGAUAGUAAAGGAAUACCAUCCCUUUUCAAUUGUUGAAGACAAUGAGUUUAAAAAAUUUAUUAACAUGUUGUGUCCCGGAUAUUCUUUACCUAGUCGCAAAACUGUAACAGAUACUUUAAUGCCUAAAAUGUAUAAUAAAAUUAGAGAUACUCUUAAACACAGAAUUAGCCAUGCUUAUGCAGUAUGUAUAACUACAGAUAGUUGGACAUCUCUAAAAAAUGAAAACUUUACAGCAAUAACUGCACAUUGGCUAGUUGAUAACGAAAAAGACGGACUAACGGCAUGCUUUGGUUUAUUAGAUUGUAUUGUUUAUAGAGAGAGGCAUACCGCUGAGAACUUGUCUGAACUUCUGCAAACGAAAAUUAAUGAAUGGGGCAUCCAAAAUAAAAUUGUUGCUGCCGUUAGUGACAAUGCUGCUAAUAUCGUCGCGGGAAUAAGACAUGCCAACUGGCGCCAUAUAGGUUGUUUUGCGCACACAGUAAACCUUAUUGUUCAAAAGGGCCUUAAAAGUAAUGAACACACAGUUAAUAAAAUCAGAAAAGUUGUAGAAUUUUUUAAAAGAAGUUCUCAUGGCUUAGCAAAGGUAAAUCAAAUACAAGAACAAAUGGGUUUGCCAAUUUUGAAAUUAAAAAUUGACGUGAGUACUAGAUGGAAUUCUACAUUUGACAUGCUGAAUAGAUUUUGUCAGAGAAAAGAUGCUGUUAUUUCAACCUUAGCUAUACUUCAACACGAAGUAACUUUAAAUGCCACAGAUUGGGAAGUAGCAAACCAUGCUAUUGUUAUACUUCAAGUUUUUAAUGAUGUAACCAGUGAAAUAAGCGCCGAGAAAAACAUAGCUGUCUCAAAAAUAUUUCUUUUGCAUAAUGCUAUGGACAAUCAUGUACGCCAAUGUAAGGCCACAAUUCUUUUGGAAGAACUACAACCAAUGAUGGACGUUUUGCUCAACGAAUUAGCUUCGCGAUAUAAAAGUUACGAAAAUAAUGAACUUAUACAACAAGCUACUCUUCUGGAUCCACGCUUUAAAAGAUAUGGAUUCGUGGACACAAAUAAAGCCAACCUUGCCAUCGAAAUAAUGAAAAACAAAAUAAAACACCAAAAAGGUGAACAAUUAGGUGCAUUAGAAAACGAAAAACAAGAAAUUUUAAUAAUUCAGACAAAAUCUAGUAGCAGCAGCAGCAGUAAAUCCUUACUUUGGAAAAACUUUGAUGAAAAAGUGCAAAAAAUAAAAACUCCCAAUAAUCCGACUGCAGCUGCUAUUGUUGAAGUUGAAAAAUACUUGAAUGAGCCUCUUAUUGACAGGCACGAAGAUCCACUAUUGUGGUGGUUUCAAAGAAAAAACAUUUAUCCGACUCUAUAUGAACUGGUAAAGAAAAGACUAUGUAUUAUGCCUACAUCAGUGCCAUGCGAAAGGAUUUUUAGCAAAACUGGUCAGAUAGUGACAGAAAAAAGAAAUCGACUGCGAAGUUCUAAAACAAGUGAAAUUAUAUUUUUACAUGUAAAUCUUUAA
Messenger RNA from Psylliodes chrysocephalus, 1893 nucleotides. NCBI's taxonomy places the organism in Eukaryota, Metazoa, Arthropoda, Insecta, Coleoptera, Chrysomelidae. The record is from the annotation of a GenBank genome assembly.